AUGCAGCCUACGGAGAUCCUCGCCAUCUUGGCGGGAACAUACCAGCUUCUCAACACCUCAGCUACACGUGAUGGAGUCGCUGUGCCAGACCGAACAUACGGUUCCAACCCCGUCGGCAUCCUCUCCUACAGCAAGUCCGGCUUCAUGUCCGCAACGAUCACAUCAACAGACCCCGAAGACCGGCCCGCGAACUUAACAUUUCCCUUCGAAGAUUCACAAUCAGACGCCGACUGGGCCCUUGUUGGCAAGCACAGCAUCGGUUAUGCCGGGCCGCUCAGAAUCAGCGAUGCAUUCCCCGCGAACGCGACCUUCGGCCAAGUCAUCCACGGACCCUUGACCGUCGCCAACGUCCCAUCUAUGGCCGGGGGCAGCCAAGCGCGCAACUACACACUCUAUGAGGAUGGAAAGAUUCUGCGCAUCUCUUCACAACGAGACGGCAGCAAUCGCGGAGAGCUUUGGUGGAAGAGGCUGGACUAA
Molecule: messenger RNA, 477 nt
Organism: Colletotrichum paranaense
Lineage: Eukaryota; Fungi; Ascomycota; Sordariomycetes; Glomerellales; Glomerellaceae
Exons: 2
Coding region: 1-477 (158 amino acids)
Source: RefSeq, a predicted model, not a curated record